Lates calcarifer (barramundi perch) is the source of this 12189-nucleotide messenger RNA. RefSeq names its product neurofibromin 1a (gene nf1a). Lineage: Eukaryota; Metazoa; Chordata; Actinopteri; Centropomidae. The record is from RefSeq and is a predicted model, not a curated record. Gene Ontology annotation, biological process: regulation of GTPase activity. The coding region runs from base 359 to 8689 and encodes 2776 amino acids. The transcript is spliced from 57 exons.
GAAACAGAUGGAUUCUUAGAAAAGGUGCAGCUCUGUUUUUAUAUGGUCAUUAGUUGAAGAAACAUUUGGUCAGUCACCGUGAUUAUUUUGAAGAUCCUUCUAGGAACCGAUGUUUGUCAGUGCAGCCGUUUUGACCCUGCCCUGGUCUCCAACACCUCCCACCAGUUUCUCUGAAGAAGACUUCCGGUGGUGUGUCAUGGCGGUGGCAUGGUGAAUCCUACAGAAAGGGAAAAAUAUUCGCCCCUGUGGUCCUCUCCCGUCGAUUCAGGGCAGAUUUUCAUGCAGAAAUAAGCGCGUCAGCUCCGGCCUCGCACCUAGGAUCAGCCAGCGCAGCGCUGCGGUGUCCCUCCGCCCGGCCAUGGCGGCUCACAAACCCGUGGAGUGGGUCCAGGCCGUGAUUACAAGAUUUGAUGAGCAGCUUCCCAUCAAAGUUGGACACCAGAACACCCACACCAAAGUCAGCACAGAGCACAACAAGGAAUGUCUGAUCAACAUCUCCAAGUACAAGUUUUCCCUCGUCAUCAGUGGCCUCACCACCAUCCUCAAAAAUGUCAACAAUAUGCGAAUAUUUGGAGAAGCUUCUGAGAAGAACCUCUACCUCUCCCAGCUCAUUAUCCUGGACACACUGGAGAAGUGCCUGGCUGGGCAAUCUAAGGACUGCUUACGUCUGGAUGAAACCAUGCUGGUCAAACAGCUGCUGCCGGAGAUCUGCCAUUUCAUCUAUACGUACCGUGAAGGCCACCAGCACGCCGCUGAGCUCAGGGCCUCGGCCUCAGCCGUCCUCUUCUCACUGAGCUGCAACAACUUCAACGCCGUCUUCAGCCGCAUCUCCACUAGGCUCCAGGAGCUGACGGUGUGCUCCGAGGACAACGUGGACGUUCAUGACAUAGAGCUGAUGCAGUAUAUCAAUGUGGACUGCUCCAAGCUGAAGAGGCUGCUACAAGAAACUGUCCUGAAGUUCAGAGCUCUGAAGAAGCCUGCCCAGCUUGCAGUCAUCAACAGUUUAGAGAAGGCAUUUUGGAACUGGGUGGAGAAUUACCCUGAUGAGUUCACCAUGCUCUACCAGCGACCACAGGCAGAUAUGGCAGAAGCUGCAGAGAAGCUGUUUGAUCUGGUGGACAGCUUUGCAGAGAGCGCCAAGAGGAAGGCAGCAGUGUGGCCUCUGCAGAUCAUCCUCCUCAUCCUUUGUCCAGAGAUCACACACACUAUCUCCAAAGACACUGUGGAAGACAGCAAGGCCAACAAGAAACUGUUCCUGGACAGUUUGAGGAAAGCUUUAGCGGGUCAGGGUGGCAGCAAACAGCUGACGGAGAGUGCUGCCAUUGCCUGUGUCAAACUGUGUAAAGCCUCCACCUACAUCAACUGGGAGGAUCACUCCACCAUCUUCCUCCUGGUCCAGUCCAUCGUCAUAGAUCUCAAGGCUCUGCUUUUCAACCCAGCCAAACCCUUCUGGAGGGGGAUGGGCAGCCAGAAUGCUGACGUGGAGCUUAUGAUGGACUGCUUCGUUUCCUGUUUCCGCAUCAGUCCUCACAACAAUCAGCACUUUAAGGUCUGUUUGGCUGCCUCCUCCCCCUCCACCUUUCAUUUUGUCCUGGUCAACUCAUUGCACAGAAUAAUCACCAAUUCCCAUCUGGACUGGUGGCCUAAGAUUGAUGCAGUAUACUGCUACUCUGGAGAGCUUCGCUUUAUGUUCUCAGACACCCUCAAUCGGGUGAUCCAGGGCGUCGGCACCCACGCUCCACUACGCAUGACACCGAGUCUGACAUUCAAAGGGAAGAUGACCACCAGCCUUAAGUUCAAAGAGAAAACCACAGACCUGGACACUCGAAGUUACAAGUGCCUCCUCCUUGCUCUGGUUAAACUCAUCCACGCUGACCCCAAACUCAUGUUGCAUAACCCGGUGAAACAGGCACCAGAGAUGCAGAGCAGCACAGCAGAGCUCAUCACUGGCCUGGUGCAGCUAGUGCCUCUAACCAACACCACCCAGCUCUCACAGGAAGCCAUGGAGGCUCUGUUAGUCCUACACCAGCCAGAGACCAUAGAGCUGUGGAACCCUGAUUCCCCCAUAGAGACAUUCUGGGACAUCAGUUCUCAGGUGCUCUUUCUCAUCUGCCGUAAGCUGAUUGGACAGCAAAUGGUUAAUGGGACAGAGGUUCUGAAAUGGCUGAGGGAGAUCCUCAUCUGUAGGAACAAGUUUCUGCUCAAGAACAAGGAGUGUGCCACUAUGGGUGGAGGGAUCCCCAUCUGCCGGCAGGCGCAGACAAAACUGGAGGUGUGUCUCUACAUGUUCCUGUGGAGUCCGGACACUGAGGCUGUACUGGUAGCCAUGUCGUGUUUCCGCCACCUCUGUGAGGAGGCUGACAUCCGCAGUGCUGCCGAUGAGGUUCCCGUUCAGAACAUCCUGCCCAACUACGCCACCUUCAGUGAGCUGGCUUCCGUCAGCAACAUGAUGGGAACGGGCCGGUCUACUCUGCAGAAGAGGGUGAUGGCCUUGUUAAGGAGGAUAGAACACCCUACACCAGGGAACAUUGAGGCUUGGGAGGACACGUAUGCUAAAUGGGACCAGGCCACCAAACAGAUUCUCAACUUUCCCAAAAACAAGGCUGAUGAUGGGCAGCAGGAGUGGAUCAACAUGACAGGCUUCUUGUGUGCUCUGGGCGGCGUGUGUCUCCAGCAACGCAGCACCCCUGGCCCGGCCACCUACAGCCCACCUAUGGGCCCCAUGAGUGAGCGUAAACACUCAAUGAUCUCCAUGGGCCCCUGCGAUGUAUCCAACCCCAUGGCCUCGGCCUCGUCCUGCUCCUCGUCGGCCUCAAACGAAACGCCCGUCAGCCGCUUCCUGGACCGGCUGCUGGUCUUGCUUGUUUGUGGCCACGACAGGGUUGGCCUCCACGUUCGCACCAAUGUUAAAGACCUGCUGGGGCUGGAGCUCAGCCCUGCCCUCUACCCCAUGCUCUUCAAUAAGCUGAGGAACAGCAUUGGCAAGUUCUUUGACACACAGGGACCGGUUCCUAUAAAUGACACUAAUACCCAGUUUGUGGAGCAAACCAUAGCCAUCAUGAAGAACCUGUUGGAUAACCACACAGAGGGCAGCUCUGAACACCUGGGACAGGCCAGCAUCGAGACCAUGAUGCUCAACCUGGUCAGGUAUGUGCGCAUCCUGGGCAAUGUGGUCCAUGCCAUCCAGAUCAAAACCAAGCUGUGCCAACUGGUGGAGGUGAUGAUGGAGAGAAGAGACGACCUGUCCUUCUGCCAGGAGAUGAAGUUCAGGAACAAGAUGGUGGAGUACUUGACAGACUGGGUGAUGGGAACCUCCAACCAAGCCGCUGAUGAUGACAUCAAGUGCCUGACGAGGGACCUGGACCAGGCCAGUAUGGAGGCAGUGGUGUCUCUAUUAGCUGGUCUUCCUCUACAGCCAGAGGAAGGGGAUGGAGUAGAACUGAUGGAGGCCAAAUCUCAGCUCUUCCUCAAGUACUUCACCCUGUUCAUGAACCUGUUGAAUGACUGCAGUGAGGUGGAGGAUGAGGGACAGGCGGUAGGGGGACGAAAGAGAGGAAUGUCUCGACGACUGGCCUCCCUCCGCCACUGCACUGUCCUGGCAAUGUCCAAUCUGCUCAACGCUAAUGUAGACAGUGGCCUCAUGCACUCUAUCGGUCUGGGCUACCACAAGGACCUGCAGACUCGAGCCACCUUCAUGGAGGUGCUGACCAAGAUUCUGCAGCAGGGAACAGAAUUUGACACGCUGGCAGAGACGGUGCUGGCUGACCGCUUUGAGAGGCUGGUGGAACUGGUCACCAUGAUGGGAGACCAGGGAGAGCUGCCCAUCGCCAUGGCACUGGCUAACGUGGUUCCUGGCUCUCAGUGGGAUGAACUAGCCCGAGUCCUGGUGACUCUGUUUGACUCCCGUCACCUCCUCUAUCAGCUGCUGUGGAACAUGUUCUCUAAAGAGGUAGAGCUGGCUGACUCCAUGCAGACACUGUUCAGAGGAAACAGCCUGGCCAGCAAAAUAAUGACCUUUUGUUUCAAGGUGUAUGGAGCAGCUUAUCUGCAGAAGCUGCUGGAGCCUUUAUUAAGAGGAGUAAUCACCACUCCAGAACACAUCAGCUUUGAGGUGGACCCCACCAGGCUUGAGCAAGGCGAGAACCUGGAGGAGAACCAGAGGAACCUGCUGCAGAUCACCGAGCGCUUCUUCCAGGCCAUCAUUGGCUCGUCUAGCGAGUUCCCCCCACAGCUCCGCAGUGUCUGCCACUGUCUCUACCAGGCUACUUGCCACUCUCUACUGAAUAAAGCAACAGUAAAAGAAAAAAAGGAAAACAAAAAAGCAGUGGUGAGUCAGCGCUUCCCACAGAACAGUAUUGGUGCAGUGGGCAGCGCCAUGUUUCUACGCUUUGUCAACCCAGCUAUUGUGUCUCCGUACGAGGCCGGCAUCUUGGACAAGAAGCCCCUGCCCAGGAUAGAGCGGGGUCUCAAACUCAUGUCCAAGAUUUUGCAGAGUAUUGCAAACCACGUCUUGUUUACAAAAGAAGAGCACAUGAGACCUUUUAAUGACUUUGUGAAGAGCAACUUUGAUUCAGCCAGGAGGUUUUUUUUGGACAUAGCAUCUGACUCUCCGCCCAGUGACUCUGUCAACCACAGUCUGUCCUUCAUCAGUGAUGGUAAUGUGCUGGCACUCCACCGCCUGCUGUGGAACAACCAGGAGAGGAUUGGCCAGUACCUUUCCAGCAACAGAGAUCACAAGGCUGUUGGCAGACGACCCUUUGACAAGAUGGCAACCCUGCUGGCCUACCUUGGACCUCCUGAACACAAACCAGUGGCUGACACUCACUGGUCCAGUCUAAACCUGACUAGCUCCAAGUUUGAGGAGUUCAUGACCAGGCAUCAGGUCCAUGAGAAGGAGGAGUUCAAGGCCUUAAAGACCCUUAAUAUCUUCUACCAGGCAGGAACGUCCAAGACUGGGAACCCAGUAUUCUACUAUGUGGCCCGCAGGUUCAAAACAGGCCAGAUCAAUGGUGACCUGCUCAUCUACCACGUCCUUCUUACCCUCAAACCCUACUAUGCCAAGCCCUAUGAGAUAGUAGUAGACUUGACACAUGUAGGACCCAGCAAUCGCUUCAAGACCGACUUCCUAUCCAAGUGGUUUGUGGUCUUUCCUGGCUUUGCGUAUGAGAAUGUAGCAGCUGUCUAUGUCUACAACUGCAACACCUGGGUGAGGGAGUACACCAAGUACCAUGAGCGGCUGCUGACAGGCCUGAAGGGCAGCAAGAGGCUCCAGUUCAUUGAUUCUCCAGCUAAGCUGGCCGAGCACAUCGAACCUGACCAACAGAAGCUGCCUGCAGCCACACUGACCCUGGAGGAAGACCUGAAAGUGUUCCACAAUGCCCUGAAGCUGGCCCACAAAGACACCAAGGUCUCAAUAAAGGUCGGUUCAACGGCAGUUCAGGUGACCUCAGCCGAGCGGACCCGUGUCCUCGGCCAGUCGGUCUUCCUCAAUGACGUCUACUAUGCAUCAGAGAUCGAGGAGAUUUGCCUGGUGGAUGAGAGCCAGUUCACCCUCACCAUGGCUAAUCAGGGCACGCCGCUCACGUUCAUGCACCAGGAGUGUGAUGCCAUUGUUCAGUCCAUCAUCCAUAUCAGGACCCGCUGGGAGCUGUCACAGCCCGACUCCAUCCCACAGCACACCAAGAUCCGACCAAAAGACGUUCCUGGCACUCUGCUCAACAUCGCUCUCCUCAACCUGGGCAGCUCUGACCCUAGCCUGAGGUCUGCGGCUUACAAUCUGUUGUGUGCUUUGACGUGCACCUUCAACCUAAAAAUAGAGGGCCAGCUACUGGAGACGUCAGGCCUCUGCAUCCCAGCCAACAACACCCUCUUCAUAGUCUCAAUCAGCAAGACUCUGGCUGCUAAUGAGCCCCAUCUGACACUGGAGUUUCUGGAGGAGUGCAUCUCAGGCUUCAGCAAGUCUAGUAUUGAGCUGAAGCAUCUCUGUCUGGAGUACAUGACGCCCUGGCUGCUCAACCUGGUUCGUUUCUGUAAGCACAAUGAUGACGCCAAGCGCCAGCGCGUCACUGCAAUUUUGGACAAACUCAUCACCAUGACCAUCAAUGAAAAGCAGAUGUAUCCCUCUAUCCAGGCCAAGAUCUGGGGCAGCCUGGGCCAGAUAACAGACCUAUUGGACGUGGUCUUGGAUAGCUUCAUUAAGACCAGUGCCACAGGAGGCCUGGGCUCCAUCAAAGCAGAGGUCAUGGCUGACACUGCAGUGGCUCUGGCUUCAGGGAACGUCAAGCUAGUGUCCAGCAAGGUCAUUGGCCGGAUGUGUAAGAUCAUAGACAAGACGUGCCUGUCACCAACACCCACACUGGAGCAGCAUCUGAUGUGGGACGACAUUGCCAUCUUGGCUCGCUACAUGCUCAUGCUGUCCUUCAACAACUCCCUGGAUGUUGCAGCCCACCUGCCCUACCUAUUCCAUGUGGUGACCCUGCUGGUAGCCACUGGGCCGCUGUCCCUCAGGGCAUCCACCCAUGGUCUGGUCAUCAACAUCAUCCACUCCCUGUGCACAUGCUCGCAGCUCAACUUCAGUGAGGAGACGAAGCAAGUCCUGAGGCUGAGCCUGACUGAGUUUUCCCUGCCCAAGUUUUACCUGCUGUUUGGCAUCAGCAAAGUCAAGUCAGCCGCUGUCAUCGCCUUCCGCUCCAGCUACAGAGACCGCUCCUUCUCACCGGGCUCCUAUGAACGGGAGACAUUCGCUCUGUCCUCCCUGGAGACAGUUACUGAAGCCUUACUGGAGAUCAUGGAGGCUUGUAUGAGGGACAUCCCAGCCUGCAAGUGGUUAGACCAGUGGACAGAGCUCGCACAGAAGUUUGCAUUCCAAUACAACCCAUCUCUCCAGCCCAGAGCUCUGGUGGUGUUUGGCUGCAUCAGUAAGAGAGUGAGCCACAGCCAAAUCAAGCAGAUCAUCCGAAUCCUCAGCAAGGCCAGCCCUCUGCUCAGUAUAGACCGGGGUCUGGAGAGCUGUCUGAAGGGGCCAGACAAUUACAACAGCCAGGUGUUAAUAGAAGCCACAGUCAUUGCUUUGACCAAGCUGCAGCCUCUACUCAGCAAGGAGUCUCCCAUGCACAAAGCUCUGUUCUGGGUGGCAGUAGCUGUGCUGCAGCUGGAUGAAGUCAACCUGUACUCUGCUGGAACAGCCCUGCUGGAGCAGAACCUCCACACUCUGGACACGAUGCGUGUCUUCAACGACAAGAGUCCAGAGGAAGUUUUCAUGGAGAUCAGACGUCCUUUAGAGUGGCACUGUAAGCAGAUGGAUCACUUUGUGGGCCUUAAUUUUAGUGCCAAUUUCAACUUUGCACUGGUGGGCCACCUACUCAAAGGAUACAGACACCCAUCACCCACCACAGUAGCAAGGACAGUGAGAAUCCUGCACACACUGUUGGCUCUCAUCAGUAAACAUCUGAAGUGUGACAAGUUUGAGGUCAACACCCAGAGCGUGGCCUACCUGGCUGCUCUGCUCACUGUAUCUGAGGAGGUUCGGAGUCGCUGCAGCCUCAAACACCGGAAGUCACUGCUGAUCUCUGACCUGUCCAUGGACCCAGUACCCAUGGACACCUACUCCAGUCACAUCUCUGAUCCCAGCUGCAGAACUCUACGAGAGACUCAACCAUGGGCAUCACCUCAGGUUUCAGAACGCUACCUUUCAGCCCAUCCCUACCCCACAGUGGGCCAGAUAAGCCCACGAACACGCAAGUCCAUGAGCCUUGACAUGGGUCAGCCCUCACAGGCCAACACCAAGAAGCUCCUGGGCACCAGGAAGAGCUUUGAUCAUCUCAUAUCAGACUCCAAAGCACCAAAGAGACCAGAGAUGGAGUCGGGUAUGACCACCCCUCCCAAGAUGAGGCGUGUAGCAGAGAAUGACUACGAGAUAGAGACACAACGAAUUGGAAAUUCUCACCUUCGUAAAGUGUCUGUAUCAGAGUCCAACGUUCUGCUGGAUGAGGAGGUGCUGACCGACCCAAAGAUCCAGGCUCUGCUGCUCACUGUGCUCGCCACCCAGGUCAAAUACACCACUGAUGACUUUGACCAGCGGAUUCUGUACGAGUACUUGGCAGAGGCUAGUGUUGUCUUCCCAAAGGUUUUCCCAGUUGUCCACAACCUGCUGGACUCAAAGAUCAACACUGUGUUGUCCAUGUGCCAAGACACCAACCUCCUGAACCCUGUCCACGGCAUCGUCCAGAGUGUCGUGUACCACGAGGAGUCUCCCCCCCAGUACCAGCCCUCCUAUUUACAAAGCUUUGGCUUUAAUGGACUUUGGAGGUUUGCUGGACCCUUCUCUAAGCAAACCCAGAUACCAGACUAUGCCGAGCUGAUCGUCAAGUUUCUGGAGGCGUUGAUUGACAGCUAUCUGCCGGCGGCUGACGAGGAACGAGGGGAGGAGCAGCUGAGGACACCCACCUCCCCCUACCCCCCCACCAGCCAGAGCCAGCUCAGCAUCACUGCCAACCUCAACCUGUCCAACUCCAUGACCUCAUUGGCCACCUCACAGCACUCACCAGGUGUGGACAAGGAGAAUGUCCAGCUGUCGCCCAGCUCUGCUCUGUCCACCGGGGGGCGCACUCGCCACGGUUCAGCCAGUCAGGUCCAGAAGCAGCGCAGUGCCGGCAGCUUCAAGAGACCCAGCAUCAAGAAGAUCGUCUGAUCAGCCAGAGAACACCACCCUCACCCCGACUCUCCUCCUCCUCCUCCUUCUGUCUACCCCUCCCCCAGCCUGCCAGGCCUCAUGCUGCACUUCACCUUUUUAUUUCCUCCUUCAGCUCGUUGCUUCGGAGGGAGAACAGGUUAUUCUCUGUUGUGUGUUGAGGAGGAACUUCACCAACUUGAAUUCUGUGCUGCUUGAGAUUUUUUCCAAAUCUUUAAUUUGAACCAGCCUGCCAUGAAGGAGCAGCCUCUGUCCAGUUGUUUCUUUUCGAUAUCUAACUCCUCAUCACACUCCUGCAGCGUUCAACCACAGAGAGGGCUGAUGGGAAUAAGUCUGAACGUGAAGGCUGAGUUUGGUUGAGUUUGAAGAGGAACACGUUUCUUGGCCUUCGUCAUGAUGAUACUCCUGUGUCAGAGAGAUGGACCAAAUGACAGCAGCAGCAGCAGCAGCAGUGGAGGGGUGUGAACCUGUGGGACAGGACCCACACCUGGUCCUGCUCGGAUAUGUUGGCUCCACUCUCCCAGUACUGUAUAUAUUUUACAUAGACAGAUUAUGUAUAACUAGUCCUUAGUGCUAAUUUUGAUGUUGACGUUUUCUCCAUGGUGUGCCUUUGUCAGGGUUUUUCAAUUUAUACAAUUUGUAAAGUAAAGUCGAACCUUGCUGGGGACAGAGAACAGGUACUAAUUAUGGAGGCAAGCCGUCCAUAUCACCACAAGUUCAUACAAGCUGCGUCAUGACCAGCCUCCAAUGAUCGUCAGAUAUACAAUCAUCCAUAUACCCUGUUGCCUGAAAGUAUUUAUCCUGUAUAGCUAGAUAGUGUGACACAAAUCUUGUUCUUUUCAAACACUUUCAGAGGAUCGACAUGAAGAUUACAUAACACUAGGGGAAACUCAACAGUGUAAAUAGCUCCAAGCUUUUUUCUUUCUUUUCGUUUUUUGUGCAGUUGCUUUUAUUAAGCUGUUUUUUUAGUCUGAACUAUGUUUUCAGCAGCAUAGCAUUUUUAUUUGUUUACACAGUGAUAAGGAAAAUUGUGUAAUAGGCAAUAAUCCUCAACUCUCAAACUCCUCUGUCAACCACCAAUUUUAUUAUUUCAGUGAAGGGGAAGAAGACAUCACUGUCAGUGUGAUGCCUGUUAACAUGGAAAUGAAGCUCUCAUUGCUUACCUCCAAUGACCAUUAGACUACAACAGAGGCAGUGGACAGUGUGAUGUUAAAUACCACCACACACAAGCACACACACACACACACUGACACCAUGUGAUUGACCUCAGCUGUCUUUAAAGGAAACAUCCAUCCUAAAAAGAAGCUUUGACACUAUCAUUGGACAUCUCACUAUAGUGAUUAGUAAAACCACUUUUUCUACAGAAGUGUAAUAUGAUUAUAGUAAUGUUAGAGGCCAGAUAAACACGGCUGUUUGUCCAAACUGUAAAAUGUUCCUCUCACUUGCAAUAAUUAAAACCAACUGUAACUGUUGAAAAUUUUUAGACAAAUAUUGGGUGAUAUAUGUCAAUUGGAUUUUUUAACACACUGUCCCAGUGAUUCCCCUGACAGUCAGAACCUGAUGGUGGUUGUGAUGGGUCACGUCUGCCUGCAGGUUGAUCUGAUGUACUGAGAUGACUGAGGGUCAGCAGCUGCAUGGAGAGUGGAGACACACUGAUGGUUUGUUGUAGAAAUAGUCACAUGGUUUGUAGUGAACAGGUACACAUGUUGCCAUAGACUGGGAUUGUUUGGUUGAGCGGGUGCACCACCCUCCAUCUACUCCUCAGCUGGGGUCCGUUGGUUAAAAUGCAUCUAUCCUGCCUUAACAUCUAUGCAUGGCAAGAGUUGAGUAUUGUUGUGCAGCUAUUUUUGUCUGAGCAACGUCUCCACAUGUCUGCUGCUCAGUCUCACAUCAUUUUUUUAUGUGUUGGUGUCACCAUAAGGAGAUGGAUGUGAAUCAGUUUACUACAGAUUUAGUUUUUCUUGUUUUGCAGUCAACUGAGGAGAUGUGUUAUUUUCCUCCGUCCAUGCAGUUCAUUCAGUCAACACAUAAUCACUAGAUGAAUGCCAUAGAAAGGGAUAUUUUCAUCAGAGACGGCCUUAGAAACAAUAUUUUGUAGUUCAGCCUUAAAGAACAGUAUAAAGGGAAGAAUGGGUUUCAUACAAUAAAAACUAAAGUGACUGGUCCUGUUGAAACUGUGGAAGCCGACUGUAGCAGCUGAAUCCCGACUCUUCUUGUUGCCCUCCAUCUCUUAGAGAUUCACUCUUAACAAACCAAGAAACUGCUGAAAAUUCAGUGGACCCUGGCAAAUUGAUGCAUUGAUGUAAAACGUGAAGACAAACAUUUUUGUACUUGUUCUUCACACUCAAAGGUGGAGCAAAAAGCCUCCUGUCACAGAGACAUGAUGAAUUUGACUAAUGGGGACAACAGCACACACUUCUUAACAGCCUCUCCUCUGAGGUGUUGGUGGUGUAGUUCAAACCUUGCCUGUUUUCACACCUCAGUACACCUGGUCAGUCACUUUAAUAAAGUGUGUGUAACUGUUAGAUUGUCUGAAAAGGUAGAUUUAGAUUGGAGGUUCAAACACAUUCUGAGGCCUUCAGCUACUGAAGUUAUUGAACAAAUAAAUGAAACAUGUCAAAGUCCACAACCAGUUCACAUCAUGUUUUCCAAACUUUCUUUUAACUUGAACACAAAGAGCUAGAGCACACUGGCCAGCUGAGUUGUUACCUGAUGGAACAUUAACCCUCAUGUAAAUAGGCAUAACCCUCAUUCUGAGUUGAGCAUGGAGUCACGUUAUCUUUAAACUAUUAAAAGUCACAUUUUAUGACAGUUCUGUCAGUGUCUGUGAAGGUCCAGGCUGGAGGUCAGGACUGCUGAAGCUAUAAAGCUCUACAUUUGUGCAGAUUUCAGUUCCACAGCUCAGUUUCAUUCCAUAGAAAUAUCUCAUCGUAGAACUUUAUCCAUCGUCUCUCAUCACCACUCUCACCACUUUUCUUGAAGCUACACUUCCUGAUUUCCUUCAAACAUGUGUCCGCAAACCCUGAAUAACACAAUCAGUGAGUGUACCUUUAACAAAAAACAACCAGGAAAAAUCUGAAGGCAAGCUUUAUUUGAGCACCGUGUUAGCAGAUCACCAUUGUUUCCAGGUUUUAGUUUGACUUGUGUGUGAAUGGAAAUAUUAAGGAUUAUGUAUCCAUAACCUCUUAAACAAGUGGUUGACUUGCACUAAUUUAAAAACAGUCAUAGGUUUGUAAAGAUGAAAAACCUCAAAGUGUGGCAUGUUUUAAUUGAUGUUAUGCAAAAUCUAAUGUCUGUAGAGUAUUAGUCUGAGUUUUGUUUUUAAUGCAGUAUGUGUGACAAUUGUAAAUACUUUGUGUACAAUUUGAGAUGGUAUAUUUACUACACUGUACAUACAUGUGAUAUUGUAUCAUUUUGUUUUUGUAAAGCAGUUAGUUUCUGUAUAAUAAUAUACAAAUUGAACUAUUCCAGUGUUAGUAAUAAAAUGUUUUGCUCUCCAA